UGCACCAGAUUUUAAUUGGGAAAAAAAAAAAAAACAAGGAUUUAUUAAUUUGAGCGGUGACUUUAAGUUGACUAGGGUGUAAGAAUCUGUGGUCUCUCUUUGAUUUAUCUUUACAAGCAGCAAAAAACUCUCUGACUGUGAUACCAAAAACAGAGCUACGCAGUACUUGAUCUCCAUCUUCUUCAAGUCUCAUUGAUUUCGUAGUCUCAUUUACUUUGUUUCUAGCUACUUCGAUCGUCUCGUUCUUGUUUCCAUUUGGUCCUAUCAUUUAUUCUUGUCCUUCGUUUUGAUUUGUUCGUUUCUUUGUUUUUCUACCUUUACGCUGCAUCAUUUCUACUUCCUGAGAAUAUUUUGUGCAAGAAGAAACUCUUAAAAAAAAAAAAAAAAAAAAAAAAAAAAAAAAGAAAAAGCGAAAAAAAAAUUCACUGACUGUUUGGUGUUUAAUUGAUAAGCUUUUGUGCCGACUUUUACAAGAGAGAUUACAUAUUUUGAUCUGUACGUGUUCUACGAGGAGGACUUGGCAGAGCAACUAGCUUGAUUUGUGACUGGAAGGUACAAAAGUAAGAUCUUUGAUUAGUUUUUAGUUUGAUUUCCUCCGAUAAUAUUUUUAGCUCUCGCGCAUGUCAGUUGUGUUGGUUGUUAUAAUUUGUCCUUUGAGUUGAAGUUUCUCAUUCCAGUUGUCAUCUUUGCAUUUGUUUUGGUUUAUUUGCUCAUAUUUGAGUUGUUCAAAAAAAGGAAAAAGAAAAAAAUAUAUAUAGUUGAAGAGUACAGAAAGUAAGCAUGGAAUUUUUGUCCAUAAUUGUUGGAAAAAUUGCUGACUACACUAUAGAACCGGUUGCACGGCAAGUGGGUUAUGUAAGAAAAUUGAAAACGAAUGUUGAGAAUCUAAAGGAUGAAGUUGACAAGUUGGUUGAUGCUAAAGAAAGGGUCCAACACUCUGUUGAUGAAGCAUUAAGAAAAUGCCACAAAAUCCAUGCUGACGUUGAGAAGUGGCUGAAAAAGGUAAAUGAGAUGAUUGCAGAGGCAAGCGAAUUCCUGGAAGAUGAAAACCAAGUAAAGAAGGAGUGUCUUUUCGGGUUGUGUCCAAAUUUGAUUUCCCGUUAUCGUCCAAGCAGGAAAGCAAUAAAAUUGGCACAAAAGGUUGUUGAGAUCCCAAAAGGAGGAGCGUUUUCCAGUGUUUCAUAUACCACUCCCCCAGAGGAUAUAUGGACAAGUAGUGUUGGGUACUACCAGGCUUUUGAAUCAAGGUUAUUAGUUGUCACUAAAAUUAUGAAGGAACUCACGGAUUCUAACAACCACAGGAUUGGGGUAUAUGGAAUGGCUGGUGUUGGAAAGACCACACUCGUCAAAGAAAUUGCUAUGCGAGCAGAGGAGCAGAAGUUAUUUAAAGUGGCCAAAGUUGAAGUGAGACAAGAUACAGAUUUGAACAGAAUUCAAAAAGAAAUUGCUGAGAAGUUUGGUCUGGAGCUUAAUGAAAAUCUCACUAUAGCAGGACGAGCGCGCCUUCUAACCGACUACAUUAAGAAAAACAAGAACGUUCUUGUAAUUCUGGAUGAUGUUUGGGAAAUGCUAGAGUUGGAAAAAUUGGGACUUCCAUUUGGGAUAUGUAAAGUUCUGUUAACUUCCAGAAGAAGAGAUUUGUUAUCCUCUGAGUUUGGCACGCAGAAAGAGUUCCUUCUCAAAGUUUUAAAGGAAGAAGAAAGUUGGAGUUUGUUUGAGAAUAUAGUAGCUGAUGAUGUUAAGGACCUUGAUAUUCGAGACACAGCAAUUCAAGUAUCCAAAAGAUGUGCAGGAUUGCCAAUUUUAGUCGUGACACUUGCAAAAGCAUUGAGAGGUAAAAGCCUGCACUCAUGGAAGGAUGCUUUGAGACUUCAAAAAAUGUGUGAAGGAAAAGAGAUACAAGAAAAAGCAUACUCGGGCAUUGAAUGGAGUUACAAUCAUUUGGAAGGUGAGGAAGUAAAGUCAUUGUUUUUGAUCUUUGGUAUGCUUGGGCAACACAACUUCUUUUACGACUUGUUGAAAUAUACAAAGGGAAUGGAUUUGAGUUUGUUUGAAGGCAUCAAUACAAUGGAAGAAGCACACAGUAGAUUGCAUUCAUUGGUUGAUAAACUCAAAGACUCUUGUUUGUUGCUAGAUACUGCAGAUAGAGAAUGGAUCGAAAUGCAUGAUCUUAUACGUGAUGUUGCUAUAAAAAUUGCAUCUAGAGAUCAGUGUUUCUUAUCAUUAGUAGAUGGAGAUGAAUUCAAUGAUUGGCCAAACAAAGUAUUCCUUGAAAAGUGCACCUUAAUAUCUUUCGAUAGGAUCAAUAUUCCUAAGCUUCCUGAACAGUUGGAAUGCCCAAAGCUACAACUCUUCCAAUUGUGUCCCACUAAAAAAUUACUGCCAAUUCCACAUAACUUUUUUAAGGAGAUGAAAGAACUCAAAGUUUUAGAUUUAACCAAAAUCUGUAUGCAAUCACUCCCUCCAUCUAUUCAUUUUUUAAAAAAUCUGCAAACAUUGUGUCUAGAUCAGUGUGAAUUGAGGAAUAUAGCCAUGGUUGGUGAACUAAGGAGCUUGGAAAUUCUUAGCUUUGUGGGAUCCAAGUUUAAGCUGUUACCCAAAGAAAUAGGCCAGUUGACUCGACUACGGGUAUUGGAUUUGAGAGUUUGCUCUCAACUUGAAGUGAUUCAUCCGAAUGUUUUAUCAAGCUUGACAAAAUUAGAAGAAUUGCGGAUGAAUAACAACUUCAUCGAGUGGGAGAUUGAAGAUGUCAGUAAUAUCAGUGAAAGAAGCAAUGCUAGCCUUUCAGAGCUAAAGCACUUGUCUAACCUGACCAGGUUAGAUGCAAAUGUUAAGGAGUUAUCAAUUAACUGUUUCUCUGAAAAGUUGGUAAAUUUCAAGAUAUGUAUUGGCGAUGUUUGGAAUUGGUUUGUAAAAUAUGAAACUUCAAAUACGCUGAAGCUUAAGCUCUCUCAAACCAAUCAAUUGGACAAAGGUCUUCAAACACUGAUGAAAAAGUCUGAAGAAUUGUACUUGGAUGUAUUGGAUGGAGCUACUGAUAUUGUUGAUCAACUAGAUGCGGAUGGUUUUCCACGACUGAAAUAUCUCCACGUCCAAAAUAAUCCUGAAAUUUUACAGAUUGUGAACUGCUGGAGUUCUUCUCCUAUUGCAUUCCCCAACUUAGGGUCAUUAUCUCUAUGCAACCUUGUGAGUUUGGAAAGUAUAUGCUCUGGCCAACUACCAUGCGGGUCUUUUAAACACUUAACAAACAUAGAAGUGAAAAAGUGUCCCAAAUUGAAGAACCUAUUUUCGUUUUCUACUGUCCUACACUUUCUGCAGCUUCAAGAAAUAAAAGUGGUUGAUUGCAACAACAUGAAAGUGAUUGUUGAUAAAAAGGAAGAACAUUUUGAGGCUCAAGUAAAUGAUUGCAUUGAAUAUUUUCAAUUACAAUCUUUAACACUGCAAAGUCUACCAAACUUUACUUGUUUUGUCUCAAAUAAUAAUAGAAAUAUCACAAGAUUCAAAGAGAUCAUUCCGAAUGAUGAGACCGCUGAUGCCAUGGAACUUUUCAAUCAUAAGGAACAGGUUGCGUUCCCCAAGCUUGUUGAAAACUUAACGAGUUUGAUCGUGGAUGGCUGUGGUGGUUUAAGAUUCUUGUCCUCGUUUUCCAUGGCAAUAAACUUUGUGCAACUCAAAAAGCUUCGGAUAUGCAGAUGCCAAAAUAUGGUGGAGAUAAUAUCAACAGAAGAAUAUAAUGGCAUUGAAGAAAAGAUAUUGGAUAAUACGUUUCCCAAACUAGAAUCUCUGGAGCUCGACACUCUUGCAAACUUGGAAACAUUCUGCUCAUCAGCAACUUAUCUCAAAUUUUCAUGUUUGAAUUCCUUGAUUAUAAAGGACUGCACAAAGCUGGGGCCAUUUAUCCUCGACCGCAUGAGCAAAAGUAUUAGAGAUGCUUCUGUUCACUAUUUGUUUGACGAAAAGGUUGGUUUUCCUUGCUUGGAGGAAUUGGUUAUCAAAGGCCUGCAUAAAUUGACGACCUUAUGGCACACGCAACUUGAUCCAAAUUCAUUUUGCAAACUCAGAGAAAUCUUUGUUGAGGAUUGCCAAAGUUUAAUACAUGUUCUCGUGCCCCGUAUACUAAAAAGAUUGGAAAGUAGUGUACAGGUUUUAAAUAUAAGGAAUUGUGAUUCAUUGGAAGCGGUAUUUAAUGUCAAAGAAACAGAUGAUGCACUAUUAUCGCCUCAGUUGGCAUUAAUUUUCAGCUGUCGAAAUCCUUGUGAAGUUCAAAUAGUCAAUUGUAGAAGUCUGAAAAAUGUAUUCCCAGCCUUCAUUGCCAGACAUAGAAAUCUUGAGAAGCUGCAGAAGUUGAAGAUUCAGAAUUGUGAGAUGUUGGAGCAAAUCGUUGGUGAAGAAGUGGGAGUAGAAGGAGAAGCAAUCACGCCUAAGUUUGUAUUUCCAAGUGCAAAGUAUGUAUUCCUCUACAAUCUGCCACAGCUCAGGAGUUUCUAUCCGGGGAUUCAUACUUCCAAGUGGCCGUCACUCAUUCACUUUGGGGUAUAUAAGUGUGACAAACUAGAGAUGCUGGCUGCGGAAUCUUCAUGUUUUCAGCGACAUCAUCAAUUGGAUAUGCCAACCUAUAAUCAAGUAUUCUUUUUAUACGAAAAGGAUUCGUUCUCCAAUUUGGAAGCCCUAGUAUUGGAUAUAAAGGAGACAUCGUGUGGUUCACUCCCAGUAGUAGACUUCUUCAAAAUAAAGUAUCUUGUCCUUUACUACCAACACAUUACAUCGGCUGUUCCUCCGUCUGUUUUAUUUCGGAAAUGUCGCAAUCUUGAAACACUUGAUGUGAACGAUGGAAAUUUUGAAGAAAUAUAUAUCCACGAAGGAUCUUUGGAUGGGGAGAAACAUCUAGAUGGGACUCUGACAAGCUUAAAACAUCUCAAGAUUUUUGGAAUGAACAAGCUGAAGCAUGUAUGGAAAGACAACUCCCAUCUUGCAGGACCAGUUUUCCCUAAUUUGGAAACUCUAGCAGUGGAUGACUGCCCAAGACUAAAGAAUAUAGUUUCACCUGCUAUAUCCUUCCGUAAUAUUGUGGAAUUGCAAGUAACCAACUGCGAUGGAAUGAAGCAUUUGAUCACAUAUUCAGUGGCUAAAAGCGUCAUCAAUCUUAAAAAAAUGACAGUCCAAAACUGUCAAAGAAUGAUAGAAAUUGUUGCAAGUGAUGACGACCAAGGGGAUGGAGAAAAUGAAAUUACUUUUAGUCGGUUGGAAUAUUUGGAACUUUCUGACCUACCAAAUCUGAAGGGCUUUUGCUCUCGGAAUUACAAUGUCAUAUUCCCAUUCUUUAUGACCGUAUCAGUGUCACGCUGCAUAAAGAUGAAGAUUUCUUUUGAUGGAGUACUUCUAAAUGAUUCAAAACGAGAAAAAGUUCAAAUAAUAGAAAAUGAAGGUAAUGAUGAUGACAACAACGAUGAUAACUGUCGUGGUAGUGGUGGUGGUGAUGAUCAUAACAGUGACAAUGAUGAUGAUGAUGAUAAUGCUACUAUAUCAUGUAUGAUGAACGAGAAGAAAUAAAGAUGUGGCAUGCUCAAGCGUACAAGACCAUAAACUGAGAUGAUGGUGGGGUUUCAAAUUUCGAGUUGUUGCAUGAAAAACAUUGGAUAUACUAUGUCACAAGACUAUCUCCGAAGUUUGAAGAUGGAAGAGGUGAUCAAGCAGUCAAAAUAAAGUCGACGCGCGGUUGAGCUCCCCUUUUCGUGAGUAUUGUUACUCCGUUAAUUACAUAUUAAUGCAUUAAGCUGUUUUCAACAUAUUUUCAUAUGGAGUUUGUACGUGCAUUGCUUAUUUGUUAUUAAUUGUUAUUUUUCCCAACUUAAGUUGACUGUUUACCUUUGUUUUUUAAUGACAAGUUCGUACUCCUGGCAUUGUUGUUAUAAGAGAAAUAUUACAUUUGAUAGCA
Ziziphus jujuba (common jujube) is the source of this 5935-nucleotide messenger RNA. RefSeq names its product disease resistance protein At4g27190. NCBI's taxonomy places the organism in Eukaryota, Viridiplantae, Streptophyta, Magnoliopsida, Rosales, Rhamnaceae. The transcript is spliced from 6 exons. The record is from RefSeq and is a predicted model, not a curated record. Gene Ontology annotation, molecular function: ADP binding; ATP hydrolysis activity. The coding region runs from base 781 to 5550 and encodes 1589 amino acids.